CAAUAAAAAAUGGGUCCUACAACGCGUUCUUCAACCAAACCUAAAAAGAAACGUGUUGGGGUGACAAAAAAGAAGCCAUCCGAAGAAGUCAACCGAACCUCUCCCGAUUCUCUCCAUCUUGCUGCUAUGGAGCAAACGAUUUCCCAGUUGCAAAGUCAACUGGCUGCCUUAACAGUGCCCAUGGCUUCGCCCACAGCAGGGACGAGUGUCGCUGAUCUUCCUCGCCGGUCAAUUCAACCCCCUUUCAUUGACCUAUCCCAGCCAUCAGGUGGGUCACAGCGUCCUCCGUCAUAUAUGGGCUUGCCCGCACUGGAUCCGACUCUAUCCAAGCAGCUGGCUGAUCGUCUCUCGUUUAUCCAGUUGCAUAAACUGCAGCCUAUGCAUCGUGGUAUCGAUACAUCAUCGGAACCCAGCACUUAUAUUGCUGAUUCGGAGGGCAAGCUUAUUCCUGCAGCUUCAACCACCAGCCGCAGAAAAAUCGACAGCUUCAAUUCCUGGCUGGAGGCAUUUUUAAUUUUCAUCCGUUAUCGCAUCUUCCAUCAUCCAGACUUGGCCCCGGGUUUUCUGGCUUACAUUGAUAUCAUUAGAGGUUUAGCAUUAACACGACCUUUAUUGAUUUGGUUAGAUUACGACCGCCGGUUUCGUGAAAGGAUGACCUUCCCUGAUGUGAAUGAAACAGCUUGGUUUUCGGAAGAUUCGUCCAUCAUGGCGGAUGUGUUGCGUUCCAUCCCUACCUUUCCCGCGGUUUACCAGCCACCUCCGCAGAACUUAAGUUUUACCUCAUCACUUCAAUUGCCGCCGCAUCCCAAUGCCGCUUUUAAUCCAUCUGCAAAGCCGCCUUACGGAUGCUUCGUCUGCCGCGAUCCGAAUCAUUACGCGACCUUUUGUCCUCAACGUGCAAAGCCUGUUAUGUCAAACGCUCCAUCUCAGCCAUCCGCCUCUCGUUUAACGCAGCCCUUUCGCGGGCCCCGCGUUGCCGUAUGCAGGGACUACAACGCGGGAAAGUGCCAGUCCCCAUGCCCCCAUCGAAGAAUACAUGUGUGCGACCAGUGCUUCGAAACCAGUCACACUCGCGAGCACCAUACCGGUCCCAGUAGCAGCUAACCCAUUUACGCCACUCCGCCCUUUUAAGUUCCUGGGUUAUUUGCGAUGCCCGUUGAUGAAUCAAGCGCAGUUUAACUGCACUAUUACUUCGCUACUGCACGCUCAUUUAGCCCCCUCAAGCCGUCAGGCAUACGGAUCUGCACUACGUUGCUUCAACAGCUUUUGUUCUACUUUCAAGUACAUACAGAUGCCCACGGAUUCUCAUGUCCUUCAGAAUUUUGUGGCAUUCUUGUACCAGAAAGGUCUUUCGUGUGCAACUGCACGGGUAUACCUUUCUGCCGUUAUCACUCAUCAUCUUUUAAACGGCCAUCGCGAUCCCUUGCCGGAUAAGCGGUUUGUGGCAUUCAUGUUUUCUGGAUGGACGAGAAUCCGUGGGCAAUCUGUCCGCAAACGCGAUGGAAUUACUUUGGACAAACUAGU
Molecule: messenger RNA, 1524 nt
Organism: Paramacrobiotus metropolitanus
Lineage: Eukaryota; Metazoa; Tardigrada; Eutardigrada; Parachela; Macrobiotidae
Exons: 2
Coding region: 10-1104 (364 amino acids)
Source: RefSeq, a predicted model, not a curated record